Molecule: messenger RNA, 333 nt
Organism: Lycium ferocissimum
Lineage: Eukaryota; Viridiplantae; Streptophyta; Magnoliopsida; Solanales; Solanaceae
Exons: 2
Coding region: 1-333 (110 amino acids)
Source: RefSeq, a predicted model, not a curated record
AUGCGACGCGGGGUGAACGUCAGAUUGGAGGUUUGGAGGCAAACCCUGGAGUCGAAAGAUUUCAGAUUGAGUAGGAUUAAGACAAAGUACAUAGAGUGCAAGUUCAAUACGGUGACGAGUGACGAUGACGUGGAAGUGAGGCUGAAUACACAAGUCAUCCCAAGGAGAGAGAAUUUCAAGUACCAAGGGGCUAUAAUCCAAAGUAAUGGGGAGAUUAACGCGGAUGUCACAUAUCGUAUUGGAGUAAGAGUGUUGGCCAGUCAAGAACUCUCAUGUCUAAAAGAUGAGAGUUGCGGAAAUGAGGAUGUUGAGAUGGAUGUGUGGGCUUACUAG